This is a messenger RNA of Macrobrachium nipponense, 1303 nucleotides long. RefSeq lists its product as uncharacterized. The transcript has 4 exons. Lineage: Eukaryota; Metazoa; Arthropoda; Malacostraca; Decapoda; Palaemonidae. The record is from RefSeq and is a predicted model, not a curated record. Bases 131 to 508 code for a protein of 125 amino acids. Gene Ontology annotation, cellular component: extracellular matrix.
AACGACCUUUUUGAGGGGGAGGAGCAACCUCCGGCAAGUAUAUAAGGGGACUGAGUAAGUGAGAGGCUUCAGUCAACGCCAUUAGUUUGUAAAAGUUAACCAUUCGCUCGACAGCAGCUUCUCAACCGCAAUGAAGGUCCUGGUAUUGUUUGGAAUGGUGGCUUUUGCCUUGUCUGCCAAACUUGGCAGCAACGUUGUGUUCGACGAAGAUGAGAGCUCGACUGAGCCCCCAAAACCUUACAACUUCGGGUGGGCCGUGAUGGACAAGAACACCACCAACUACCAGAACCGCGCCGAAAUCGGUGACGAGGACGGACGCGUCAAGGGAUCCUACAGCUAUGUCCUUCCCGAUGGUUUCGUCUACACCGUCACGUACGAAGACAAGAAGGACGGAAAUGGUCUUGUGCAAACUCUACGAAAGGAACCUUCAGGUAUCGAUGUGAUCAUCCCUGUCCCCAAACCAAGAGAGCCUGUUCCUGUUUCCAAGGGUAUCAAGCGCUUCCUGUAAGCCUCGGUACCAACUAACCCCUUUUCCCCAAAUGUAAAGGGUAGUCUCAUACCUCCCAUGAUUAGUUUAGGGCAAAAUAUGAUCAUUUUAUUACUGAGAAAACAUCAUCCGCAUCCUCAACCUAUAUACUGUGAAUCACUCCGGUGCCAUAUGGCAGUUUUGGUUCUCGAAGGAACAUUUCAGGAAUUGCCCCCUCAACUUCGACUGUUGUCCUAUUCACUUCCGUUUUAGGAAUUCCUCUUGUUCUAGGAAGAUCCUGUGUCAUCAGGUUUGCUCUAAUAUCUCAUUCUUUAUGUCGUAGUUGCCUACUUUGUUCAGCAUGUAGACUCUUGAUGCAAUAGAGUAUCCUUCUAGUCAGAUUACUAAAGUUGGUAAUCCAUUUCAAAUGUUACAUUGUACUUUGGCUUAAUGCUUUAUACGUAAAUGACUAUCACCCAGUUUCACAGCGAUGUGGGUAAGUUAAAUCCAAGAAAUGUUAUCACUUGAAAGUAGUUGCAGCAAGCAAAUUAGAUACUAUGUAAUAUGAACUAGAUAAAUGCUGAUCUUUCUUUACUACUCACAACUUCUAUUCUUCCCGGAGUCUUGUGGCAAGAACUGACUGUCCAAGCAUCGUCCCUGAAUCUUUAGCAUGAAUGGAAAACCAGACAUUGUUAAACAAGAUGAAAUUCUAAGUGCAAACCUCAAAGCUAUUAUUAAGGCCUCAUCCUUUCUCAGCUGUUCUCAUCACUUUGUGUUUCUUUGUCUUUGUUAGAGAUGUUAUAUAUAUUUUAUUACGUCAAUAAAAGAUGUAUUCAG